Messenger RNA from Acipenser ruthenus (sterlet), 3249 nucleotides. Its product is annotated as potassium channel subfamily K member 4-like. Gene Ontology annotation, cellular component: membrane. The transcript is spliced from 7 exons. Lineage: Eukaryota; Metazoa; Chordata; Actinopteri; Acipenseriformes; Acipenseridae. The record is from RefSeq and is a predicted model, not a curated record. The coding region runs from base 398 to 1819 and encodes 473 amino acids. Gene Ontology annotation, biological process: potassium ion transmembrane transport; stabilization of membrane potential. Gene Ontology annotation, molecular function: potassium ion leak channel activity.
AAGAAGGAAUAGAAAAAGCAAUAAACUUGAUUGACUGACUGCAGCUGAGCAAAGCAGCCUAGCCUCUCCUCCUCCUCUCUACCCCCACUCCUCCCUGUCCCUCUCUCAGUGUAGCGUGUGUGUGUGUGUGUGUGAGCAGCACAGCCAGCUCCGUGUCACUCCAGGUCUCUCUGCUCUGCACAGGACUGCUGCACACCCAGCUCUGAGAUCCUGCCUGCUGCCUGACUCCUGGACCCACUCCCUGUCUGCGGCUCUCCCUCUCUCUCUCUCUCUCCCUGUUUUUUUAUAUCGGUGAGUUUUGAGCAGCCCGGUCGAUGGCACGCCCCCCCUGCACCCCUGUCCCUGUCCCAGGUAGCUGGUUCUGAGAGUGGCGGGCAGGGGGAGGUCCCGCAGAGCCAUGCGGAAGAAGACCCUGCUGGCCAUCUUCACAGGGGUGCUGCUGUACCUGGUGGGGGGGGCGCUGGUGUUCCAGGCGCUGGAGAAGCCGCGGGAGACCCAGCAGCACGGAGACAUCGCCCACAAGAAGGCGCUGUUCCUCGGGGAGCACGGCUGCGUCAGCCCCCAGAGACUGGACCAGCUCAUAGAGGAUGUGGUGGAGGCGGUGGGCUCGGGCGUCGACCCCGUCAGCAACUCCACCAACUUCACGAGCCGCUGGGACCUGCCGACCGCGUUCUUCUUCUCUGGGACCAUCAUCACCACCAUCGGAUUUGGGAAUAUCUCUCCGAAGACGGAGGGCGGUCAGAUCUUCUGUAUUUUCUACGCGCUGAUUGGCAUCCCGAUGUUCGGGUUUCUGCUGGCCGGAGUGGGAGACCAGCUGGGAACGGGCCUCCGGAGGGGGAUCGGGAAAAUCGAGGAUGUGUUCCUGAAGUGGAAAGUCAGCCCCACUAUAAUCCGCGUGAUCUCGGCCGUGCUCUUCAUCCUGAUUGGCUGCCUGCUCUUCGUCGCCGUGCCGACCCUCGUCUUCCAGGAAGUGGAGGGGUGGAGCCUGCUGGAGGCCACGUACUUCGUCAUCAUCACCCUGACAACCGUGGGCUUCGGAGAUUAUGUGGCAGGCGAUGCUGUCGAGGGGGGGCACUGGUACAAGCCGCUGGUGUGGUUCUGGAUCUUGCUGGGAAUGGCGUACUUCGCUUCCAUUCUAACCAUGAUCGGGAACUGGCUGAGAGUGCUGUCCAAGAAAACACGAGCAGAGAUGGAGGGUCUCACGGCUCACGCUGCUAACUGGACUCAGAACGUGUCAGUGGAUUUCCGGGGGCUGGAUCUCAACGAGCGGCUCAACAAGGCGGGGUUGAAGAGGCGUGUCCGGCGGGCGAGGAAGAGGCGUGGCCGGGCCGCGGGGGAGGGGCCUGGGGGGGAGGAGGAGGAGGAGGAGGAGUAUUACGAGGAGGAAGAGGAUGACGAUGAUGAGCUGGACGAAGAGGAAGAGGAGGAGGAUUCCUCUCCAGAGCGAGGCAAACGGGGCAAAAGACGACGACGGCGACGCCACAAAGACGACAGCGAAUCGGCUUCCGGCUCCUCCGAGGGGUCAGGGGUCACGGAAGUGGAGGAGCUGAACCAGAAGAACCAGAACCAGCCCGUUCCGGACCUGCCGGACAACUCGGCCUCCUCCCAGCCGCUGGAGUACUUCGGAGAGAACCUUGCCUUCAUCGACGAGUCCUCGGACACGCGGAGCGACAGACUGGACCAGGAGGAGCUGAGGAGGAGGAGGAGCAAGAGGAGGAAGAGGCAGAGGGAGAGGGGGGGCCGCAAGGAACCAAACGGGGGCCCGGCUACGGGCUGGGAGGGGCCCGGGAGGAACAGAGACAAAGGAGGAAACAACUGAGAGGGGAGGGGAGAUGAGAGGAGGGAGUAGAGAGGGGAGGGAGAUGAGAGAGAGAGAGAUGAGAGGGGAGAGAGAGGAGAGGGGAGAUGAGAGAAAGAGAGAGGAGAGGAGAUGAGAGGUCUGGCUGACGUCUCUGCAAUGAUUAGGGUGUCUGUGCGAGUGAUUUAUGCAUGAUUCACUUCUUCAAAGCAGUCCUGCAAACACUUCAGUAAAUCUGCCCUGUCCUUCGUUACGUCGGUCUCAAAUGUGCAGUUUCAAAAGAGAACACACACACGAGAGCAAAGCAUUACAAAAACACAGUGCUGCCUGGAGCCCUGCCUGUAGUUUUGAACUGGCUUGCAAGCAGCACAGACUUCAAGCGAAGCGAUUUUUGCCCCCCCCCCCCAGUUGAGUGAAGCUUGUUCUAACAGAACGCUGCGGAUUGCAAUUCCCAUCAACGACGGGUUGGGAUUGAUUUAAAAAAAAAAAAAAAACAGGGAAUGGGGAUUUGUAACUGGAGAUGGGAGUCGAUUUAAAACAACGAAAAAAACAAAUGGAAUUCAGUAUGUUAACUUAACGUUAUUGAGCAGCUAUAAUUCAGCUUUAUGAAGUUCAUUCUAUAUAGAGGGGGGAUGCAAAACAUUUGGCCAUAGCUAUAUAUAUAUAUAUAUAUAUAUAUAUAUAUAUAUAUACAGGGCUGGGAACGAGACUCCCGCUGCACAGCAGUGUGAUCCAGUCCUGGUUUCACUGGGAGUUUAAUAAUCAGACACACCUGAGCUUGUUAGCUAGACACACUGGGGGCUGAUCAAGCUGGUAGCAGUGAAACCUGGACUGGAUCACACUGCUGUGCGACAGGAGUCUGAUUCCCAGCCCUGUGUGUGUGUGUGUAUAUAUAUAUAAUGUGUAUAUAAUGUAUAUAUAACUGCACGUUUCAGAGCUGUGUAGCGAAUGGAAAUACACAAAAGGGGAGACCUGAGGGAUUUGCUCUGCUAGAAGCGACGCCCCAGUCAGCACCUGUCUGUUUUUUAAUUGUAAUUUUUUGGGUCACUGGUAACUGUUCUGUAUUCUCUAUAUUCUGUGCCUUGAAAAAUGAGAACGAAACCAAAAAAAAAAAAUAAUAAUAAUAAAAAUAAUUUAAAAUAAAAAUCACACAAAAAAACAAACACGUUACUGUUUGAAAUUGCUCCUUGUUGUUUUUGUUUUUGUUUCGUUUUAAUACAACGAGAAUAAAACGAAUGAGGUUGGGGGAAGCGAUCCAGGAAGUGCAGGUGUAACAGAGAGCGAUCAGGAUUUCUAAUUUAACAAUACAAAUACAAAGCAAAUCUUUUCAUUAUCCUCAUUUUAUUAAAACUAUUAAAAUGGAUUCAAAUGGGCAUCUAAUUUCUUUUGGUCUAAAACUGACACGUGCUCGCUCCGUCUUUGUUUUGUUAAAAUGACUGCGCAACAACCAC